GUCAUGACGGCACCAAUUUAAACUGUGACUCACGACCUUGUGGGUGACGGUGAGACUUGCCGUAUUUCAAAAACGAAAUAGAAGCAUCAUCCGAACCGUUUCACCCUAGUUAUUACUCAUCUAAUUAGUUAUCCGUUUUCCUAGUAAAUGAGUUGUCUAAUUUUGGCAAUACUGCUAUCUGUACAAAAUUACUGGCUGCUGAAUACUCCAACGCCAAACUGAAAUGUCGAUGUAAUUGAGUUUAUUCAUUUGUAAUUCUCGAGCCAGUGUUGCCGUCUUAAGGGUUCUCGGCCUUAGGUUGGUGAAAAAUGUGAAUUCACCCAGUCCCCUAACUUUGGGGAAGCUUAGGUAAAGUUGUAAUUGGAGACUCCAGAAUUUCCGCUAGGUUUUUUUCUUCAACUUGCUUGAUAAAAACUCGCAAGACUAAGGUGAAUUUAAAGUUUUUUAAGGUUUACUCAGAAUUCUCACCACUUUUGUGGAAACCCAUUGAACUUCAUCGACACUUCCCAACAUUUCUGAUUAGACCCUUCUCGAAACUUAGUCCCACGAAAGGACCAUCAGGACAUAAGGAUUGAUUUAUAUACACGAAAAAAGCGCAGGUUGUAAGCUGGUGGGAGGAAUCGAUAAGUCUUCUGUUCAAUGACUAUGAAACUGAUACUAAACUGAUGAUGAAACUACGAGUUGAUAAAGAUAAUAACAAUCUCCUAAAUAAGUCACCAUCAUCUAACUAAGCCGUUACAAUUUAUAAAUCUAGCUGUAACUCACAUUCCUAUUGGUGAUUAGACUUAAUCUCAAAUGUCUUUUCCAUGUGUUUUUUUAUCAUCUAUAAUACAAACUAGUAUAAUCAAUAAUUCAUGCCCAUACCUCAGUAACAACGUGUGGGAACGUUUGUACUGAUAAGUGGUCCGUUCAGUUAGUAGCAAAUUAUGAUGCAACUGUAAAUGCUUAUCUAAAGUUCACCAUUUUUAACAAAACUAAAUUUCAUACUACUGGAAUUCGUAAAACCUAAAACUGGGAUGAACUCGCCAGUUUUUUAAGUCAGUAAUAAAUCGCACUCCGUAGUUAGACUUCAUUGCUCCCCUAUCAUUCAGUUUUAUAGUUGCAUACUACAGAAUGUUGAUAUUUUUGUUUGUCAUAAUGUAUAUAAAGUGCUUAUUUCUCUUUCUUAAAGAGUUAUUUUGACCUCAAUUUGGAGAAUGUCCUACUUUUCAAAACUGCGCAAUGUACGCAAUAUUUUGUCUUGCACUAUGCACUGUGGUCGUUAUUCUAGUUCUUCCGAAUCUCCAGAACAACUAUCUCAAGUCCUAAAUAAGCAUUUGUUGGAACGUAUUAACACUUUCGGACCCUUAACUGUAGCUGAAUACAUGAAAGAAUGUUUAUCUAACCCACUAUAUGGUUAUUAUAAUACACACAGUGUUUUCGGAAAAUCUGGAGAUUUUACCACUUCACCUGAAAUAUGUCAAAUCUUUGGUGAGUUGAUAGGUGUAUGGUUGCUGGAAGAAUGGAAAAGACAAAACAGCCCUAAACACCUACAACUCGUUGAACUUGGUCCAGGACGUGGCACACUUUGCUCUGAUAUACUAAGGGUUUUUUCCAAAUUCCCAGACAUAUAUUCAACAUUAUCAAUACACUUAGUUGAAAUAAGUCAAUCAAUGCAACAGACUCAAAAGCAAACAAUAGAAAAAACUCUGUCAUGUUUAGAUAAUAAACCUCCACUUAUAUUUUGGCAUACUGACUUACGCCAAGUUCCUGAAAAGUUCUCAUUUUUUAUAGGUCACGAAUUUUUCGAUGUGCUUCCAGUUCAUUGUUUUCAGAAACAUGAAGGAAAAUGGCACGAAGUUUUAGUUAGCUCCAUGAUAAAUUCUAGUAGCUUAUGUUUUGUACGUUCAAGCACAAAAACUCCAGCAUCAAUAGCAUAUCUUCCGUUAGUUCCUAAUCUGUCGAACCGAAACUCUGUGGAAAUCUGUCCUGAUAUGAUAUGUAUCACACAGUUAUUAUGCAAACGAAUUAAUAAAACGGGUGGUAGUGCACUGUUGAUUGAUUAUGGUCAUGAAGGUGAAAAAGGUGAUACAUUUCGUGGUUUUCAUAAACAUUCAGUUUGUGAUCCUCUCAUCAAUCCUGGUCACACUGAUCUAACAUGUGAUGUUGAUUUUAGUAUUUUAUGUCAGGCAGUCAAAAACUCCGAUGCUAAAGUAAAACUUCAUGGCCCUGUAACUCAAGCUUAUUUUCUUAUCAACAUGGGUUUAUUCACUCGAUUAAAGGUUUUAUUGUCUAAAUGUGAAUCAGAACAACAAAAGGAUGAAUUGUUUUCAGCGUGUGAAAUCCUCGUCACCAAUGAACAAAUGGGUAGUCGAUUCAAAGUUGUUGCAAUCACCCCUGAGCUAGAAUCAGAUUCUGUUGGUUGUGAGCAACAACUACCUGGUUUUACUCCAUUAUCUGGUACACCAUAUGCACAGCCGAAUUCUGUAUAGAUAAUGUUUUUUUGUAUAACUUCCCUUGUUUAUUGAUCAGCUAAAUUACUAAACUCAGUCCAUUAGCUUUGUACAUAUAAAACUCAAAUAUAUGUUUAUUAUUGUAUA
Molecule: messenger RNA, 2579 nt
Organism: Schistosoma bovis
Lineage: Eukaryota; Metazoa; Platyhelminthes; Trematoda; Strigeidida; Schistosomatidae
Source: the annotation of a GenBank genome assembly